Molecule: messenger RNA, 333 nt
Organism: Necator americanus (New World hookworm)
Lineage: Eukaryota; Metazoa; Nematoda; Chromadorea; Rhabditida; Ancylostomatidae
Exons: 1
Coding region: 1-333 (110 amino acids)
Source: RefSeq, a predicted model, not a curated record
AUGGAUGCCUUUGACAUCUAUUGGCGCGAACACAAAGGUGACGAUGUGGAACCAACCGCUACCGCUACCAUCUUCGCCCUCGACGAUCUUAUCCGCAAGGAAACCGAACUUGCGGAUAUGAUUGGCACCACCGCAAGCGCAUCCACCACACCCCAAUAUAACCCUAAAACACCAUGGAUGAGCCGAUGGAUGCCACAUCCAUCAGAACCCUGCCCUCACACCACCGCAUAUGUCCGGAGGCUCAUCACCACCAUACACUGCUGCGGAUACCAUAAACGUACAACUCCGCAAGGUAGAGCUACCUACCUUCGACGGGGAUUUCUCCACCUAUAA